AUGGCGCUCAUAGCAGCACAGGCGGAGGCCCAGAUGCAGGAGGUGUUCCGGGCUGUGCUGGGUACGGCAGGGAAGCGGGCGCAGACCACCCUGCUGGACGAAGCCGACUCCAGACCGGACAAGCACAAUCGACCCAACGGCAAAGGGGGAGCAGGAAGGGGCGCAGGGAGCCACGGAUGGAGGGCCAAUCGCACCAGCAAGAGGGCAACAGUCAAGAACAUGGAGAACGAGGAAGUUGGUGCCGACGAGUUGCUCAAACUCCUUUGCAGAGUGGUGAUACGGCAGGAGGAUACACUCAAUAUACUGAAGCAGUCCACCAGUUGGGUGAUCUUUGCCCGGACGGAGACGCCAUCGGUUAUUCCAGGUUUGGUGAUGGCAUCACAAAAGUGGAAGGAGGAGAUCACAAAACCGAACAGUCAGCUCAGCGGUGUCAGCCUGCACACCACCCUACUUUGGUGUCUACUCAACCAAGUGAUGGAGAUACUCAAGAACGUCACGGAGGAGCAGAUGAAGAAGGCCAAAGAGUCGGGAUGGUGCACCGAGCAGGGGCAAUGGGUCUACCAGAAAUGGUCGCCGGCGAACCAAGCCCUGGAGCAGGACGUGGCGCGAGUGCCAUUACAAACAUCAGCCAUGAUGAAACUGGUGGAGGACCUCAAAGCCCUGACCACGGCGGAGAUCGUCACAGCUUUCCAUUCCAAGAGACCAUUGACUCCGAACAUGCAGGGGGCCAUGGUGGUUCUGCAGCUGGGCGUAAACUUCCGCAAGCCAGAGGCCAACAAGUUCUACGAUUUGCUAGAGCAGUUGAUGGGGCAGGCGUCCUUACAGAUGGGAGGGCUGCAGAUUCGCAAGGAAGGAUACAAGAGAUCCGCAGCAGUGAGCAAGCUGGACGAUGCUGUGGGUGGUGGCCACAGAUCCAAGGAUGGAGACUUCGCUUACGAAUAUUGGUCGUAA
Symbiodinium pilosum is the source of this 951-nucleotide messenger RNA. The record is from the annotation of a GenBank genome assembly. NCBI's taxonomy places the organism in Eukaryota, Dinophyceae, Suessiales, Symbiodiniaceae.